Messenger RNA from Klebsormidium nitens, 2237 nucleotides. The record is from the annotation of a GenBank genome assembly. NCBI's taxonomy places the organism in Eukaryota, Viridiplantae, Streptophyta, Klebsormidiophyceae, Klebsormidiales, Klebsormidiaceae.
UUGCAUUUCUUAUCAAGGUUAAUUUUGUCAGCUGCUGGAAGCAGGCAAGCUGCACAAACUAUUGAAGACGCAGGAAGAAACAGGAAGGUUGAGUGCGAGGUCCCUUCGCAAUGCUGGUGGAUAGCUGAAAACAGCUGCUCAAUUCUAUGAUCUUAUGUUGUAGAGCUUGGACUCGGCAUACAGGCGUCAGAUCUCUUUUUGUGCUCCCGUCUCACAAUGUGAUGGCGCCAAAGAGAAGCGCAGCAGCAGCUCAAGCCACACUCCCUUCUAGAACGUCAAAACGGCUGAAGCAGUCAACAACACUAGAGCAUCUCUGGGGAAAAGCUUCAGAGAGUUCCCCAUCGCGUCCAAAAAAGCCACAAUUGAGAACUGGAUUGAAAGCCAAGGGCAUCAAAAACCAGGAAGCUCACAAUGCUGGUGCAAAGUCACAAGCAGGAAUGACAAAGGAGAGAUCAGCCAGGGAAGAUAGUCCUGAUGUUGGGCAUGGGAAUAUAGGAGAAAUUGAAGACAUUGGGGGCAAACAGACAUGCUUUAGAGGGGAGGAAAUUGCCCCCCUGAGAAAAGGACUCCUGCGCUGGUAUGACCGGAAUCAUCGAGAACUUCCCUGGCGGAUCAACCCGCAUUCUCAGCUCAAAAAGACUGAUUUGUCCGACGCAACCGACACUGUUCAGGAAGUUCCAAGUAAGAAGCGCCAGAAACAGGGCGGCAAACGAGUUGCCCCACAAGAAGGCCCUGCUGGAGUGCCAGACACGGUGUUGAAAGAGAGUGUGUUAGAGCUGGCCAAAGCGGAGGGAGUGGAGAACAGGGCCUAUGCGGUGUGGGUGUCUGAGGUGAUGUGCCAGCAAACUAGGGUAGUGGUGGUAAUGGACUACUUCAGAAAGUGGAUGGAGAAGUGGCCCACGGUUGGGGAAUUGGCGCAAGCGACGCAGGAAGAAGUCAUCCAAGUUUGGGCUGGCCUAGGUUACUACCGCCGCGCGCGCUUCUUACUCGAGGGGGCCAAGUACAUAAUGUCCACUCUGGGGGGCCGCUUCCCAAGCACCGUCCCUGAGUUGCUCAAAGUGCCAGGCAUCGGGGCAUACACGGCAGGGGCGAUCGCUUCGAUCGCAUUUGAUGUUCGGGCGCCGGUUGUAGACGGGAACGUUGUUCGCGUGUUGUCAAGGCUGAGAGCGAUCAGCGGGGAUCCUACCGAGAAGGGGAACGUAAAGGUGCAUUGGUCGCUUGCCGAGCAGCUGGUUGAUGCGAUCCGCCCUGGCUGCUUCAACCAGGCGCUGAUGGAGCUAGGCGCGAUGGUCUGCACCCCGACCUCACCAGACUGCUCGGGUUGCCCAGUUUCCGGGCACUGCCAGGCCCUUAAGCUUGCGGAAUCGGGGAUAGGUGGACCGGUCACCGAGUUCCCAGGAAAGAAGGUGAAGAAAGCCCCCCGGGAGGAGACCGUUGCCGUGUGUGUUGUCGAGUUGCGGAAAGGUGAAAAACCCGGGCGAUCCGUGGAGGCGUCCCCCGAGUACCUGCUUAUCCAACGGCCCAAAACGGGCCUCCUCGCUGGGCUGUGGGAAUUUCCGACCGUUUCCGUCGCCUCGAAAGCGAGCAAAAGCGUUCGGCGAAGCGCGCUAGACUCGUUGCUUGCGCGCCUUCUUCCUGGGGGGUACGAAACUUCGGAACGGCACGAAGUUGGGGAAUAUGUCCACGUCUUUUCGCACGUUCGGCAGACGAUGUUGAUAGAGCGACUGGUUAUCACAGAAAUGAAGAGCGGACAGAACGGAAAAGGUGUGAAGAGGCAACGAGAAGGGGUGGGCGGCGAAUUAGAGGACGAAAGCGAGGGUUCGACUCCGCAAACCCGGUGGGUUCCUGAGGAAGAGAUGACGUCAGUCGGCCUGACGAGUGGCGUCAAGAAGGUUCUUGACAUGGCUCGGAAGAGCCGCGCCCUCACUACUCAGAAAAGCUGAGGGUGAAAACCGGGUACAGCUUCCUUUCUGGAGGUGACCGCAAACGUCGUCCGAGGCUUAGAGCAGCUUGCAGCUAUAUCGGGGCCUCGGGAACUCUGUUUGAGUACCUACUCUGAACUGACCGUUUGGAUCAUGGUCGCUAGCACUCUAGCGAGCCUUGUUUUGAGAUCUGAGUGACACCUGCAACAUGACAUUUCUCUACUGAGAUUUGACCAGUAGCUCGGACGCAGUUUUGUCAAGUAGCUAGGCCGGGCCGGACUGGGACUCGACCGAAUUGCUCGAUGGCCGCUGCCG